GCACCGGCGCGCCAAAGGUACGAUGGGCGGACUCUCGUUAAGACUUCGCCAAGCCGAAGCGGACCCCCAAUUCGGAAGGACAAAGUGCACACCUAGUCGAUCACGCUUGGCGACUCCGGACAACACGAUGGAGGCACUGCACUGGAUUGCGUGUUUGAUGAUCAGGGGACGAUGGUCUGUGUAUAAGUACAGAGUCACUUCCCUUUCUUUUCAUCAUCAGCCAGCUCAGUCAGUCGCUUAUCUCUUCACUUCAAUCACUUCACAGUCCUACUCCGUGUAGCCUCAUUCACUCGAAACAAUCAUCAUGCGUUUCCAAUCCAUCAUCGCCAUCGCGCUCCCUGCGCUCGUCCUUGCGGCUCCUACUCCUCAGGACCCCGACUUCGAGUUCCCCGAGGACGCUCCCGCUGACGAUAUUGUUGGUGGAACUGCCGCUGCCUCUGGUGACUUUCCCUUCAUUGUCAGCCUUCAGAAGAACGGACAGCAUCUCUGCGGUGGUUCUCUGUUGGACGCCACCACCGUCGUCACUGCUGCUCACUGCUCCGUGAGCUCAGUUAUCGGCUCUGUCAGCACCCUCAAGAUCCGCGCUGGUAGCCUGCAAAAGGCAUCCGGCGGUACUUUGGUUGGCGUCUCCUCCGUCACCGUCCACCCCAACUACCGCAGCUCGGGCCAGGACUGGGAUGUCGCCAUCUGGAAGCUCUCUACUUCCGUCCCUGCCAGCGGCUCCAUCGGCUAUGCUCGCCUUCCUGCUGCUGGAUCCGACCCCGCUGCUGGAUCCAACGCCGUCGUUGCCGGCUGGGGAGCUCUCACUGAGGGUGGCAGCAGCCCUGCUGCUCUCCAGAAGGUCACCGUCCCCAUCGUUUCCCGCGCCAGCUGCCGCUCCUCUUACGGAACCUCUGCCAUCACCACCAACAUGAUCUGCGCUGGUUUCCCUCAGGGUGGAAAGGACUCUUGCCAGGGUGACUCUGGCGGCCCCAUCGUCGACUCCUCCAAGACUCUCAUUGGUCUCGUCUCCUUCGGCAACGGCUGCGCUCAGGAGGGCUUCCCCGGUGUCUACGCUCGCACCUCUGCUCUCCUCUCCUUCAUCAACUCCGUUUAAGCGCUGGCUGAACGGAUUUGUGCUCGCGACCGAAUCGUGAUGAUGGAUUGAUAUGGCUCUUCAGGGAAGAGUCGGAUGAUUGUGAAUGACGAUGAUAUACCAAGUGGUUAGAGGUUUCAUGCCUCUUGCAAAACCAUGUUUUGAUACACCUUUUUUGUAUAUAUCCAUUAGCUACGAAAUGCAUUCAAUAACUUCAAACACUACGCC
Alternaria rosae is the source of this 1303-nucleotide messenger RNA. RefSeq names its product trypsin-like cysteine/serine peptidase domain-containing protein. NCBI's taxonomy places the organism in Eukaryota, Fungi, Ascomycota, Dothideomycetes, Pleosporales, Pleosporaceae. The transcript has a single exon. Gene Ontology annotation, biological process: proteolysis. The record is from RefSeq and is a predicted model, not a curated record. Gene Ontology annotation, molecular function: serine-type endopeptidase activity. The coding region runs from base 305 to 1096 and encodes 263 amino acids.